CGAUGGGAUAUUUCAGUGGUGGAUUACUCCGGUAUGUUGAUCUUAUAGCAUAGGACAAAGAAUGUGGCCCUCUCAAAUGACAAGCAUUGGCAGCCAGUCAUUCACAUCCGCUGUCUGACAAUAACAACAAGGCGAGAGUGGAGAGCUCGGAGCUUGUCCUGUAAGUUAUAUGCCUGUGCUGAAAGAGUGUUUUAGGUGGGUCAAACCUUUUUAAUACUCAAGUGGUCUGCGGGCAGCGUGUGGAAGUUGGAUCUGGUUUUGGAUGCCUGGUGUUAUUGGCAAGAAUGAAUACAGUAUUUUUCAUUUUUCCUCUAGUCCUUCUAGCAGGCGUCGCCUGGGCCUCCACUGAUGAAACACGUCUGGUCAAAACCCUCUUCGCCCGCUACAAUAAGGUCGUCCGUCCUGUCAAUCACUUCAAGGAACCGGUGGUUGUUACUGUGGGCCUUCAGCUCAUCCAGCUCAUCAGUGUGGAUGAGGUCAACCAGAUCGUCAGCAGCAACGUGCGACUGAAACAGCAAUGGAAAGAUGUGAACUUGCACUGGAACCCGGAGGAUUACGGUGGCAUCAAAAAGAUCAGAGUUCCCUCCACUGACAUUUGGCGGCCUGAUCUGGUUCUCUACAACAAUGCUGAUGGAGACUUUGCCAUCAUUCAUGAGACCAAAGUGCUGCUGGAGCACACAGGAAUGAUCACGUGGAACCCCCCUGCGAUCUUCAAGAGCUAUUGUGAAAUCAUUGUGCUGCAUUUCCCCUUUGACCUCCAGAACUGCAGUAUGAAGCUGGGUACCUGGACCUACGAUGGAAACCUGGUCGUCGUCAAUCCUGACAGUGACCGCCCUGAUUUGAGCAACUUCAUGGAAAGUGGAGAGUGGGUGAUGAAGGAUUACCGCAGCUGGAAGCACUGGGUGUACUACGCUUGCUGCCCGGAAACCCCUUACCUCGACAUCACCUAUCACUUCCUCAUGCUGCGGCUCCCGCUGUACUUCAUCGUCAACGUCAUCAUCCCCUGCAUGCUCUUCUCCUUCCUCACCGGCCUUGUCUUCUAUCUUCCUACAGACUCCGGUGAGAAGAUGACUCUCAGCAUCUCUGUCUUGCUGUCUCUGACUGUGUUCCUACUGGUCAUUGUGGAGCUGAUCCCCUCCACCUCCAGUGCUGUACCACUCAUUGGGAAGUACAUGCUCUUCACCAUGGUCUUCGUCAUAGCUUCCAUUAUCAUCACUGUCAUUGUUAUCAACACCCACCACCGCUCCCCCAGCACUCACACAAUGCCAAACUGGGUCCGCAAGGUUUUUAUUGAAACCAUUCCCAACAUCAUGUUCUUCUCAACAAUGAAACGCCCAGGAAAGGAAAAGCCGACUAAAUCCAGCAUCUAUGGUGCUGAUUUUGACAUCUCAGACAUCUCUGGCAACCAGACCUCUUCUGUUCCCUAUCAGUCGCCUAUCACCAAGAACCCUGACGUCCGCAGUGCUAUAGAAGGAGUCAAGUACAUCGCAGAAACCAUGAAAUCCGACGAGGAAUCUAACAAUGCUGCCGAAGAGUGGAAGUUUGUGGCCAUGGUGUUGGAUCAUAUUCUGCUCUGUGUGUUCAUGGCUGUGUGUCUCAUCGGCACAUUAGGCGUGUUCGCAGGCCGUCUCAUUGAGCUGAGCAUGCUCUAAAGCCCUGUGCGUCCUGUUUGACCGGUUUACCUUUUGCUGGUCAACGUGACAUGUAUGACCUUUGUUUUUGAAGCUACUGUCUUGCAGCAUUCCCAGUGGAAGUCUCUGUUUGCUCUUUGGUGUUUUGGUCCUAUGUGUUUUUAUGUAAAAUAUCAUGUUGUAUACAGUAUCUUCAGCAUAUUUUUUGACACAGCAGUGUAGUUUUUAUUUUUUAAAGGAAUAUAGGCUAUGUGUGCAAUUUAAAUAUUGAAUUUAUUCAAAAGAACACUUUGGAAUAUUUUCUUUGACAUGUUUAUUGGGAACAACUGAAUAAAAAAUAAAAUGGGUUUUGUCAGUUUUUCAGGGUGA
Molecule: messenger RNA, 2000 nt
Organism: Cottoperca gobio
Lineage: Eukaryota; Metazoa; Chordata; Actinopteri; Perciformes; Bovichtidae
Product: acetylcholine receptor subunit alpha
Exons: 9
Coding region: 285-1652 (455 amino acids)
Biological process (GO): monoatomic ion transmembrane transport
Cellular component (GO): postsynaptic membrane
Molecular function (GO): acetylcholine-gated monoatomic cation-selective channel activity; transmembrane signaling receptor activity
Source: RefSeq, a predicted model, not a curated record